AUUUCCGUGGAUGCGAGCAAGCGAGGGAGAGGAGAGGAAGCAAAUGUCAUUCUCAUCGUCAUUGUAGACACAAAACCUCUAAACAAUAAAAAAAAAAAAAAAAAACUGAACAGAUUCAAUCCUUCCCAUCUCUCCUCACCUCAGUUCGUAAUAAAAAAUGCUCUCCUCGUCUUUGCCGGCGGCAAUCCUCCUUCUCUUCUUCGCCGUCGCUGCGGCCGCCGCCGAUGAAGACUCUUGCAAUCGCGUAGCACAAUUGGUUAAGACACAGAGCUGGGUUGAUGGGAAGGAAGAUGAAGAGUACAAUGGUAUGAGUGCAAAAUUUGGCUCUAUUUUGCCUGUCGAAGCGGUCGAAACUACCAAACUUCCCGCUGUUCUUGCCGAUCCUGCGGACUGCUGUUCCGCUUCAACCGUAAAGUUAUCUGGAUCGGCAGCUCUCUGCGUACGAGGCACUUGUGACUUCUCAGCUAAAGCUGUAGUUGCACAGACCGGAGGUGCUGCUGCCGUGUUCAUGAUAAACGACGCGGAUGAACUCUUUGAGAUGGACUGCUCCGAUGACAAAAGCAUAAAGAUUUCAAUUCCAGUUGUGCAGAUAACAAAGUCAGUAGGAGACGCUCUCAACAAACUUUUAACAUCUAAAAAGAAAGUGGAGGUUUUGCCAUAUACUCCAAAACGCCCAGUUGUAGCCUACUCGGUUGGAUUUUUGUGGUUUAUGUCUGUUGCAACAGUUAUAUGUGCUUCACUAUGGGCAGAUAUAACUGCUCCUGAUCAAAUCGAUGAACGCUAUAACGAGUUGUCUCCCAAGAGCGCCAUAUCGGAAGCAGGGAAAGACGAUGCUGAGGAAAUAGUUAACAUAGAUACAAAGGGUGCUGUCGUGUUUGUCAUUACGGCAUCUACUUUUCUUGUGCUACUGUUCUUCUUCAUGUCGUCUUGGUUUAUCUGGGUGCUGAUUGUACUUUUCUGCAUUGGUGGUGUUGAGGGGAUGCACAACUGUAUUGUAACCCUCGCUUUAAGGAAACGUCCAGCUUGUGCUCAGAAUAAUGUGAAUUUACCUUUAUUUGGAGAGGUUUCUAUUUUCUCGCUGACAGUGCUGAUAUUCUGCGUGACGUUUGCCGUUUUAUGGGUUGUAUUUCGGCGCGAAUCAUUUGCAUGGUUUGGCCAAGAUUUUCUUGGCAUCUGUUUGAUGAUAACAGUAUUACAGAUGGCUCGGUUGCCUAAUAUUAAGGUUGCAACGGUCCUACUUUGUUGUGCAUUUGUAUACGACAUUUUUUGGGUAUUCAUAUCUCCAGUGAUAUUCCAAAAGAGUGUCAUGAUUACGGUUGCUAAGGGUGACAAGGCUGGUGGUGAAGCAAUUCCUAUGCUUUUGAGAUUUCCUCGUUUAAAUGAUCCUUGGGGUGGUUAUGAUAUGAUUGGAUUUGGAGAUAUUCUGUUUCCUGGUUUGCUUGUUUGCUUUUCUCGUAGAUUCGACAAAGCUCUUAAAAAGGGGGUGGUAAGCGGAUAUUUUCUUUGGUUGGUAAUUGGCUAUGCCUUUGGGCUGUUCUUCACAUAUCUGGGGCUGUAUUUGAUGAACGGUCAUGGACAACCUGCACUCCUGUACCUUGUUCCGUGCACACUAGGAGUGGCUGUGGUACUGGGAUGCAAAAGAGGUGAGCUAAGUAUCCUUUGGAAUUACGAAGCAGACCCUUCUUCCUGCAACUCCAAUCCCGACGCCAAACAGCCUCCCCAAGUUUAGAUCCAAAGCCAAUGAAAUAAUGUACGCACAAUUCAUUCCUUCCUGGAUCUCUUCCAUAACUAUAACUAUCUAUUGUAUUCUUUCAUUCUUCCUUCUUUCUUCUCCAGCUAAUGCAUUCUAAAUUUUUCUUCU
Molecule: messenger RNA, 1861 nt
Organism: Vigna unguiculata (cowpea)
Lineage: Eukaryota; Viridiplantae; Streptophyta; Magnoliopsida; Fabales; Fabaceae
Product: signal peptide peptidase-like 5
Biological process (GO): membrane protein proteolysis
Cellular component (GO): Golgi-associated vesicle membrane; lysosomal membrane; cytoplasmic side of endoplasmic reticulum membrane
Molecular function (GO): aspartic endopeptidase activity, intramembrane cleaving
Source: RefSeq, a predicted model, not a curated record